ACUGUAUUUCCAAGUUAUAUCUCCGUCUGUCGCGCGCUGCGUCCCGAGGGCCCGGUGACCAAAAGAAAAAACGGGCCACGAGAAAGAAGCAGAAGUCUGUUGAGCAUUAACAAAUUUAAAGCUGCAAAACAAUGGAUUACUGACAACUAAGAAACGCUGACCUACCUGUUCUCCGGAGCGGAAUCGCAUCACUUUUUCAUUUUUACGCAUUUUAGACUCCGUGCGACAAGGAGAACCCUUUCUGCUUGGAUUUUCUUCCCGAUACGUGCCAACUUUUAGGAGGACUUUAUAUGUAUUUUUGUUAUUCUGAAAACUUCGGUCACAGAUAAAAUAUUCUCUUCUGAAGACUUUUGUUUGGGAUGUUGAGUUCUGUGAAGAUGGAAGAGUGGAAUACUUACUACACAGCCAGCGAGGCCAGCGAGAUGUACUCAUCUCCUACAACCAUGAACUCUGGUCUGGGCUCCAUGAGCUCUAUGAGCACCAUCAAUAACUACAUCAACUUGAACCCAGCCACUGUCUCGCCUGCUGGUAUGAACAUGUCAUAUCACCCGCCCACCACCAGCAUCAGCAGUUCACCACUGGCCUCAAUGGGCUCCGUUCCCGGCCACAUGUCCCUCUCCCCAGUGGCCCCGUCCCUCACCUCAGGCUCACUAACUCAGCUGGGCCCUGCUGCUCCAGGCUCCCUGAGUUCUUUGUCCCACUACCAGGACAUUAGCCCAUCCAUGAGUCAGCUGGGAUACACCUCUCCUGCAACUCUGAACCGAGCAGGGGCAAAGGAGAUUAACCCAAAGCCCUUCCGACGGCCAAUGACCCAUGCCAAGCCACCAUACUCCUACAUCUCCCUCAUCACCAUGGCCAUCCAGCAGAGUGGCAGCAAGAUGUUAACCCUGAACGAGAUUUACCAAUGGAUCAUGAACUUGUUCCCCUACUACCGUGAGAACCAGCAGCGCUGGCAGAACUCCAUCCGCCAUUCCCUCUCCUUCAACGACUGCUUUGUGAAGGUGGCUCGCUCACCCGACAAGCCGGGCAAAGGCUCUUAUUGGACUCUCCACCCACAGUCCGGCAACAUGUUUGAGAACGGCUGCUACCUGAGGCGCCAGAAACGAUUCAAGAUUGAGGACAAGUCAGCAAAAAAGGCAGCCAAGAACCAGGACAUGGGCUCAGGAAAAGUAGUUCACAGUGUCGAUCUCUUGGUGGAGGAUCGCAGCCCUGGAGGUGGAUCAGAGGGAGCAGACUCCACCCACUCGGAUAACUCCCACCCGGGAUCUUCAGAUGACCAGCCUCAUUCCCGAAACUCGAUGGUUUCAUUGGAAUGUCCACCAUUGUCCUCCUCACACCUCCACAACCCACCUGUCUCCCUGCCACCCUCCUCCACCCCCUCAUCUUCCAUCUCUCCAUCCUCCAUGCCCCUCACUGGCACCUCUUCCUCCAACCCACUCCUCCACUCCCAGACUCUACCUAGUAGCUCCCACCUCCUGCCGAGUGUCAUGCAGCAACACAUGGACAUACAAAGCGACCCCCUCAAGUCUUUAGACCCCCACUACAACUUCAACCAUCCAUUCUCCAUCACCAACCUCAUGUCCAACGAGCAAAAGAUGGACCUCAAAUCCUACCAGGACCAGCUGAUGACCUACAACACCUACACUGGGACCUCUCCUGUAGCAGCGAAGCAGAUCUACGACAGCCCGGGGCCGACCACAAUGGACUCGGGCGCUUACUACCAAACUCUGUACAGCCGCUCAGUACUCAAUGCCUCCUAAUAUGGACUUUUAGCGACUCCCACACACACACACACAAACCUGCUCAUGGAGGAAAGCCAAGAUGGAGACUUCUGUGUCUCCCUGCAUCUGUUAAAAUGGACUCCAAUGCUUUUGCCAUCUUCCUCUUUCAUUCUCUCUGCGUCUCUGGACUUCAAAACUCACAUCCAAAAUAAAAUGGCUGCCAUGUUUAGAGGGACAAAAGAACACACUUUUUCUUUUUACCAUCUCUGUCAAACAAGGAGACAAACUGGUUACACGGAGGACAGAAAAGUGAAGCUGGACAAUAGGAGGUCUUAAAUGAUAGUGAAGUCAUUUAAUUUGUCUGUGUGUAAGUUAAAGUCCAAUCCUGAGAAUUGUGUGUGGCAAAAAUAGCCUUGUAUAAAAUGUAAAUAGAGGUAAUGAGGAGGGGAAAGGAUAUUUGCAUUUAUUUAUGAAGGGAGAAAUUUUAAUAUAACUUGUAUUGUGCUCUGUCGACCAGUUACAACCGCAAUGUGAGGUUUUGUUUUUUAUCCAGAGGAAAGUUUCAGGUUACUGCUUCAGGCAGGUGUUACUGCAACUGGAGACAUUUAAAUUCAUUUCUUUGUGAGUGUGUUACAACAUUGGUCAUUUUUUUGUUUUCACACCCUGAUCUGUCGUGUUUUUGUCAGAUCGGGCGUCUGUCAAUUUAAACGUGUAGCUCAUGAACUCUGUGCUUUCAAAAAAACGCGUCGUCUUUUUGGUUAAUAUGAAGAAAAAAUACAUUGUGUUCCUGCUGAGGUUUAGAGUAAAACAAAGUAACAAAAAAAAAGAGAAAAAUCUGUAGUGAGAAGGAAAGAUGCAAAGCAACUGUGGUAAAAAAAAAAAAAAAUGUGAUGUGUUUCAGAUGACCAGAAAAUAGUUCCUUUUAUUACUGCGUGAAGCAUUUUAACUGCAUGCCUUUCCAGAGACUGUAACAUUUCGAAUAACAGUUAACUGGUGAGGUGCAUGGAGGAGUUCUGUCAGUUACUAACAGUGGGGGGAGGAGAGAUGCACUACUGGAGGAUUUACAUACAGUACUUUGCACUAUAGAGCUCUCAAUGGCCAGGUGGGCUGAUAGUGUGUGUGUGUGUUACAACAAUACGUAGGAAUGUCCUCCUUAAACUGUCAACGGAUCAGCUAAGUAGUAACCAUGUAAAAGUGGGUCAAAAGACCGCCCCCAUGUCUGAAAAGUGCCUUUUCUUCAAAUGACUGCUGAUGUGAAGAGAUCAAUGUAUGGAUGAUCUUGUGAAGGAUGAUAAGCAGCAGAGGAUGCAGAAGUUUCAGGUCACGCGAUGUCCUCUGUGGAACAUGUUUUAGUUUCAAUACCAAAUGUCCUUUAUUUAAAAUAUGUUGCUUUUCCAACUUUGAAAGUGUGCUGAUAUAAUAUAUUGUUUGUGUUUUCUUUUCUUUCGGUUUAAGUGUGAUCACACUGAUUCAUGUUUCUUUUUUCUUAUUAAAGAGGGUACAAAUGGUG
Haplochromis burtoni (Burton's mouthbrooder) is the source of this 3231-nucleotide messenger RNA. RefSeq names its product forkhead box A3 (gene foxa3). Bases 360 to 1760 code for a protein of 466 amino acids. The record is from RefSeq and is a predicted model, not a curated record. The transcript has 2 exons. Gene Ontology annotation, biological process: anatomical structure morphogenesis; cell differentiation; regulation of transcription by RNA polymerase II. Lineage: Eukaryota; Metazoa; Chordata; Actinopteri; Cichliformes; Cichlidae. Gene Ontology annotation, molecular function: protein domain specific binding; RNA polymerase II cis-regulatory region sequence-specific DNA binding; transcription factor binding.